This is a messenger RNA of Colossoma macropomum (tambaqui), 1496 nucleotides long. RefSeq names its product adaptor related protein complex 2 subunit sigma 1 (gene ap2s1). The coding region runs from base 180 to 608 and encodes 142 amino acids. The record is from RefSeq and is a predicted model, not a curated record. Gene Ontology annotation, biological process: clathrin-dependent endocytosis; intracellular protein transport. Gene Ontology annotation, cellular component: intracellular membrane-bounded organelle; AP-2 adaptor complex; membrane coat. Gene Ontology annotation, molecular function: clathrin-cargo adaptor activity. The transcript has 5 exons. NCBI's taxonomy places the organism in Eukaryota, Metazoa, Chordata, Actinopteri, Characiformes, Serrasalmidae.
CCCGGGCCUUCAGCGGCUUAGCUAGAAAAACAGCAGGUUAGCGGCAGAGGAGCAGCCCAUAGAGCUCUUCUUAUUUUAAUUACAUGUUUAUGUGCAGACGUUGUCAAAGCUUCAUUAGCUAGCUUUAUCUGUUACCUUACACUGAGCGAUACCUCAGCUGUCCGUAUACCAGGAGCACAAUGAUUCGCUUCAUUCUGAUCCAAAACCGAGCAGGGAAGACCAGACUGGCCAAGUGGUACAUGCAGUUUGAUGAUGAUGAGAAACAGAAGCUCAUUGAAGAGGUGCAUGCUGUGGUCACUGUCCGUGAUGCCAAGCACACCAACUUUGUAGAGUUCAGAAACUUCAAGAUUAUCUACAGACGGUAUGCUGGUUUGUACUUCUGUAUUUGCGUGGAUGUCACUGACAAUAACCUGGCUUAUCUGGAGGGCAUUCAUAACUUUGUGGAGGUUUUGAAUGAAUAUUUCCACAAUGUGUGUGAAUUAGAUUUGGUCUUCAAUUUCUAUAAGGUGUACACGGUAGUGGAUGAGAUGUUCUUGGCAGGAGAGAUUCGAGAGACCAGCCAGACCAAGGUCCUCAAACAGCUUCUCAUGCUGCAGUCACUAGAAUAGAGAUGUUACUGCGUCGCAGCCAUGCGUUACCCUUGGAGCAGGUUCCUCCUGCUGCUGAAAGCCAGUGAUAUUGUUUCUGUGUAUGGAUGUUGUUCAUGAAAUAUGUAAACGAACAUUUCAGCAUUUCUUUAAAGCUAUGCUAUGUAAGAUUUUAAGAUGUUUGAUGUGUAAGAGUGUUUUGUAAUGACAAGAAAAUCUACAGGAAUGGACAAAUUAAUGAAGGUUUUAGUGAAAAGCCUGAAUCUGUAUGUUGCAUCUCUGCUUCUUAUUGCCCUUACAGACGUUCUGGUGUCUAACCAAGACGCUUAGAUUCUGAACGAGGUGCAAAAUUACAGAUAUGAUCUUUUCUGGAAAGGCUUCAUUCAUGAAAGGAGUAUAAACACAUUACAUGCCCCUGAAAUGUUGACAGAAUCUUACAUAAUAUAUGCUUACAUUUUUGGGUCACAAAAUGGUGCUGGCCAUUUUGUUCCCUUUCUCUUUUUAGUGGUGCAUUUACUUAUGAAUCUCAAGGUGGACAUGCAUUUUUGUGGGGCCUCUGUGGUUUAAUAUUGUCCAAGUAUUUCCCCUAGUUGUAUUCUCAUGUUGUGAGAUUUGGAUUUUUAUGCAGUUGUGAAACAGUUGCCACAAAAGAGUGGCACUGACAACCUGUCUGUACCCUUUCAUUGACACUAAACCAGCAACUUGAUGGACAAAGACCACCCUGGCACUGGGAAUGACAUCCAUUGACUAUUUGAGGUCUACACUACUCAUUCUGAAGGAAUGUUACUGGAACUGUCCAUUUGCUUCUAUGUAUCUCCCAUGAAUUCUUUUAGUAGAUAUUGCUUUAUUCAUCUGUGAAUCUCUGCACCAGGAGUUCUGUUUUUUGGAAGACAAUAUUCAUUCCUUUUC